AAUAAUAAUAAUUAUUAUUACUAUAAUACUGUGAACGCUUUAAAAGACCACGUGACCGGAUACAGUUAUCGUCCCACCGGAAAAUCCUCUUUGUGGUGACAGGCAAGUAGGGGAUUUGCUUUCCCACCCGCUUUCCGGCACAUUCCUUUCCAGUCAGCGUGUACACUGGGAUUUGCUCGCGAGAGGCGGGGCUUGACGGAAUAGCGGUGGGAAUCGGUAAGGCAGCAGUGGGGAGAGAGUGGCAAAGCGGUCCAGUGAACGGAGAGGCCGAGGGCCGUCCGCAUCAUCUCCCUGAAGCACUAGCGCGGCUACGGCUGGGAUGUGAAGAGCAGCAUGAGUGUGAAGGCCUUCGAGCUGGUGCCCGCUGUGAAGCGGGAGCAGUUGGCUGGUGAGAAAGUGCGCAUCGGUGUUGAGUGCAUCGAAUGCUGUGGCCAGCACCUGUACGUGGGCACCAAUGAUGGCUUCAUCCAUCACUUCCUGCUGGAGGAGCGCACCACAGCUAAGGGCCAGCUGUCUUUUAGCUCGGAGAAGCUUCUCCACAAACAGCUGGGGCUCAAAAAGCCACCGUCCGAGCUAAAAGCUGUUUCGGCCCUGGAGCGCCUUAUCGUCCUGUGCGACGGUGUCAUCUUGCUAGUGGAUAUGGUCACUCUGGAACCAGUUGCAUCUGGAGGGACCAAACUAAAAGGCGUAACGGUGUUCUGUGUUAACGAGAACCCGGUGACAGCCGAGCCUUUCUGCGUGGAGAUGGCGGUGGCGUCUGCGCGGCGUCGUUCUGUACACAUUUGCACUGUGCACGAGGACCGUGUCCAGAUCCUGAAGGAAGUGGCUACUCCUGAUCAGCCGUGUGAUCUCAGCGUGGAUGGGUACUUCCUGUGCUUGGCUCUCCCCACACGAUAUGUGAUCCUGAACUAUAGCUCAGGUGCGUCACAGGACCUGUUCCCAUACGACAGUGAGGAGAGGAAGCCCAUUGUCAAAAGGAUUGGCAGGGAGGAGUUUCUCCUGGCUGCACCAGGAGGCCUUGGGAUGUUUGCUAACGCUGAGGGCAUCUCCCAGCGUGCCCCAGUCAACUGGUCAGAGACGGUGAUUGGCGCAGCUGUCUGUUUCCCGUACGUUGUGGCUCUGGACGAGGGCUUUGUAACGGUUCACAGCAUGUUGGAUCAACAGCUCAAACAGACACUUCCAUUCAGAGAAGGACACAUACUUCAGGACUUUGAAGGGAAAGUGGUGUUGGCUUCCACAAAGGCAGUGUAUGUGCUGGUGCCUUUGCCUCUAGAAAGACAGGUUCAGGACCUGUUGGCAGGACACAGAGUGGAGGAGGCACUGACCCUGAUCGAAGGUGCACAGAGAAACAUUCCUAAAGACAAGUUCCAGAUAUUACACAAAAGAAUUCUUCAGCAGGCGGGAUUCAUCCAGUUUGGCCAGCUUCAGUUUUCUGAAGCUAAAGAGCAUUUUAGGAAGGGCCAGCUAGACGUACGAGAGUUGAUCUCACUGUGCCCACUGCUGCUGCCUGCCUCAUCAUCAUUCACGCGGUGCCAUCCUCCACUGCAUGAGUUUGCUGAUCUCAACCAUCUGGCACAGGGUGAUCAGGAGAAGGUGCAGCGCUGCAAGCGCUUUCUUAUCAGCUACCUGCGUGAAGUGCGUGCCAGCGAGAGUGCCAACGGCUUCAGGCAGGAUGUAGACACUGCGCUGCUGAAGCUUUAUGCCGAGGCGGGUCACAAGGGCCUGCUGGAGCUACUGGCCUCGGACAACUCCUGCCUGCUGGCCGACAGCACACCCUGGCUAGAGAAACACCACAGGUAUUUUGCACUCGGGCUCCUGUAUCACUACAACGGCCAGGAUGCUGCUGCUCUACAGUUGUGGGUUCGAGUCGUCAACGGGGAUCUCCAAGACUCCACACAUGCUGAUCUUUUUGAUUAUGUUGUGGAUUUCCUGAGCUCAUGUAAGAACCUGGACCUUGUAUGGAAGUAUGCAGACUGGGCCUUACAGAAGGACCAGAAGCUUGGAGUACAGAUCUUCACUAAGAGAGCUGUUUCUAAAGAGCAAACCAGGCAGCCGAAUCCUGACGAAGUGAUCACGUACCUACAGAAGCACAACAAGGCUCUGGUUCUGUACCUGGAACAUUUGGUUCUAGAGAGGAGGUUACAGAAAGAGAAGUACCACACACACCUAGCUGUGCUGUAUGCCGACCGAGUCCUCGCUCUCAUCUCCCGAACCUCGGCCACAGAAGAGCAGCUCUCUUUAGCCCGACAGAAACUGCAGAGAUUGCUCAGAGAGUCCAACCUGUACAGAGUCCAGCUGCUACUGGGUAAACUGCAGGACUCGGAGCUGCUGUUAAUGGAGAGAGCGACACUACACGGUAAGCUGGAAGAGCACGAUAAAGCACUACAUAUCUUAGUGCACCAGCUGAAGGACUCUGUCGCUGCACAGGAAUAUUGCACAUGGGCAUCCGAUCACAAAAACCGUGGGAAAAUUUUCCAUCAACUGUUGCGCGUGUACUUGGACCCAGAUGUGCCCGGAGGGCCGCGGACUGUUGAGGCCGUAGACUUGCUGAACCGCAACGCUGAGGUUUUUGAUGCCCCAAAAGUUUUGGAACUUCUUCCUGAAGCGUGGUCUUUACCCUUGCUCCGCCCAUUCCUGUGUGGGGCUGUGAGGGCCAGCAUGCACGCUCGCCACACCUCCCAGAUCGCACUGGGGCUCGCACGAGCUGAGAACCUGCAGCUGCACCACGACAGGCUCAAGUAUCGAGGAGGUCCGAUCGUUGUGUCAGAAAAAAAGGGAUGCCGCCUGUGCCACAACACAUUCACCGAGCCAGACUGCGUGUGCCUCCCUGGUGGCACGCCUGUCCACACACACUGUGCCACACAGAAGCUUAAGGGCUCACCCACAAAGCGACAAAAAGACCACGACUAUACCAGCAAUCACACAUGAACGUUGCAGGAAGUGGAACGCACUUCAGGGGGAAUGUGCUGGGCCAGGGCCUGAACAGCUGUGGGCAACUGGGUGGAGACGGGCACGGGGAGAUGAGCGUGCACACGUCGUCGCACAUCUAGAACGAGAACGCUCGGAGCACUGAAGUCUACGGAGAUGAAUUAAAGGAUGGGCAUGGCUUGAGACAAAUUGAAUUUUCAUUUGAGUGUGUUUGUGAGAGAAAGAGAAGAAUCUGGGAAAUUUAUGAAAUAGUGAGAUGCUAUUUAUUCAUGUUCCUCGCCUUCCACUUCCUGCAUUUAUACAACAGGUUGUGUUUAUUUGGUUGCUCUGUUUUUUUUUUUUAAGAAAAGAAUUAAGAAAAGUAGAAUCCAUUAACAAUGGUAUGGCUUAAAAAGAGCAGAUACAGCAAGUCUGCAGUGCUGUAUUGUUAUAACACUAACAAAACGUUUUAUUGGUAGUCAGUUUUGUCGUUCGUCUAAAAACUUAAACUUUUUGUUCUAAUAGCGGAUCACUGUACUAUUAACUGUUGCAUUUGACAAGAUCAAGCACUCAGAAAUUAUUUGUCAUGGAUAAGCAUCAGAUUUGCUUUAUAUUUGCAUCGACAAAGUUGUUCUUACCAUCUGCCUGGACAGGAAAUACAAAUUUCAAUUUCACAGUUAAAAUUCGGAUGAAAGUGAAUCAUAAACAUGCAUAACCUUAGAUUACUUAUAUGUACGAAGGCGAGUUAAAAAAUUAUCUGCACUCAAGUUAUAUUAAAACUUCAGUCUUAUUAGCAUUUUCCAUUCAAGGCUACUGUCUCCCCAGUCACUCAACAUCAGUUCACAGUGCGAGCAAAAAUGGAUACCCUAAUUUUGAGAUUUGUGCAAAAGAAGAGAAGCGAACACUGAUUUUUCUGAUGGUGCCGAGUGUUUGGAUAUCAAUAUUCUAAGGAAGGUAAAAGUUUCUUAAAGAAAAUCAUCACUGGUGACGAGACAUGGAUUCAUCACGACGAGUCUGAGAGUAAGCAGCAGAGUAUGAAUCAGAAACAUCCUCAAUCGCCAACUAAGAAAAAGUUCAAAAGUCAACCAUCAGCUGGAAAAUUGUAUUACAUGCAUUUUAAUCUUUUACCAGUUUGGUCUUCUGAAAGUAGCCCUACGAGGAUGAAGAUUCGCUUCAGAUGAAGUCAAGAUGACGGUGGUGCAUUCGUGGCUCGCAGCUCAGCGUAAAAUAUACGAAACCUUGUUGACAGAUUAACUAAUUACAAUAAGUUCUACAGCCAGAGUGCAGAUACUGUUUGACUCUUCCUCGUAGAUAUUAGAGCGGGGGGAAUUACCCCAACCCUGACCAGGCAGUUUGGAUUCUAACAAAUCAAUCCUGUAAAUGUGUCACAUUUAAUCAGUUUGAGCUUUUUUUGGCCUCCUGCCAUUAUGAAGGUAAAAAAGACGUCCUGACGCUUACCUGACUUUUUAUUCCCUUCUAUUGGAUUCUUGUGCAAUACUCAGCUCAAGUCUCAACCAGACUUCUGGCAACCUUUAAAAUAAUGUGCCUCUUAUCGCAUUAGUUUGGAUCAUGUUUAAUUUCUAAUAACGUGCUCAUGUUCAUUUACAUCUACACUAAGCGACAAAAUCAAGCACAAAUUGAGAAUGACUUUCACCUGUCUUGUUCUGAAGCCAUUGUUCCUCAGUAGUAUGUGGGAGGAAAAUAGAUUCAAAGAUCAAAAUGUCUAUAUAUAUAUACCACCAGACGGACAUUUUUUCAUCAGGUCCUUCGUUUGAGACAUGACGCUAAGCUGUGACUUAUUUUUUUAUUUUUUUUAAGAUAUUGAAUAACAAUGAAUGCAGCAACUAAAUGAUGACUUGCAGCCUAACAACUUGUAUGUUUUUUUUUGGCUAUAUCUUGUGACAUGCCUGUCGAUUGGGAAAUGCAUGGGUGCUUUCGAAAAAGUAUGAGAGACUGGGGAGUGAGAGCGGGAUGACGACGCCCCUGGCGAAGGUUCGGUUUACAAUCUUAAGCACAGUAUAACCACUGCCUACUAUGUCAAUACUAAACCAAUGCAUGGGUGGGAACCAAAGAAACACCUGCUCAUAGAGACACACUGACACCUGCUUGUGCACCGGUUCAAGUUCAGCUUUUAUUGAAUGUAAACGUUUGCAGAUUUCACUGUACAAAAAAUGAAGGGGGGGAACAAAGGUGUUAUGCAUGGACAAGUAGACAAAAUGUGUACAGCAAAGAAAACGGAAACAUCUCCAUACGUCCAUUAAUGUCAAAUUUGUGCGAAUGUUUGACAAUGUCCAUAAUCCAGGGCCCGGUUUUCGAAAAAGCACUAUAGUGUUACAAAUAUGCUUCUGAUGAUAUUAACAGCUUUUAUGAUGACGCUGUUUUUUUUUUUGUUUGUUUUUAUAAACCCGGCCUUGAAUGUUGUCAUGCAACACUUAAGAUGUCUUAGAUGUAACAAACUCUCUAAAUUCCUCUCUCUGAUCACGAGUGCAUAUAUCUACAGCCGUCUGACCCUGAAUACUGCAGACAGAAUCCGUCUGCAUCUUUCUAUUCGCUCGAGUAUUUUAUAAAUGCAUAUCUACUCAUGUGUACAUACUGUAUUUAUAAUUGUUUGUCGCUUUGUAAAUCGAUGGCCGUGUCAUUGGAAUGUACAAAUGUAAAGACGUCCAUUUUAAUAAACAUGACUGCUUAUGUUA
Molecule: messenger RNA, 5600 nt
Organism: Clarias gariepinus (North African catfish)
Lineage: Eukaryota; Metazoa; Chordata; Actinopteri; Siluriformes; Clariidae
Gene: tgfbrap1
Product: transforming growth factor, beta receptor associated protein 1
Exons: 12
Coding region: 334-2928 (864 amino acids)
Biological process (GO): vesicle-mediated transport; endosomal vesicle fusion; autophagy
Cellular component (GO): cytoplasm; membrane
Source: RefSeq, a predicted model, not a curated record